Molecule: messenger RNA, 1833 nt
Organism: Sinocyclocheilus rhinocerous
Lineage: Eukaryota; Metazoa; Chordata; Actinopteri; Cypriniformes; Cyprinidae
Product: androgen-induced gene 1 protein-like
Exons: 10
Coding region: 199-1188 (329 amino acids)
Cellular component (GO): endomembrane system; membrane
Source: RefSeq, a predicted model, not a curated record
UUAAGUUCUUUCAACGUCUCAAGCAACUUCUGCACGGAAGAGAAUGUCUCUGAGUGCAUUCUAUACAUCAAUCAGGAGUUGUCGUCCCUAUGCUUUCCACCAAUUUUCCAAAACUCUGACAACAUUCGUGAUCUGGAUGCUGUGGUUGCCCUAAACAACAUACAUGACUUGCUUCAGCUACACCGUCGAGCUGUUGGAAUGAUGGAGGAGCUGGAGGUGGAGCAGCUCAAGUCCAGCAGUGACCUCCACUACCAACAUCUCACCAACUCCAGGCUAAAGGACCAGCUUGAACUUUCGAAGAAGGAAAACAUGCGCUUGCACGAGCGAGAACGUCAGCUGGAAACAAGUUUAAAGACUUUGCAAAACUGCCUAAAAGAUGCAAAAGAAGACGUACAAAGGCUGCAGGGUAUCAUUGCAAGUCGUGCCACACAAUACAACCAUGACAUUAAGAGAAGAGAAAGGGAGCACAACAGAGUAAAGGAGCGCCUCAAUCAACUACUCAUUGCCAAAAAGGAAAAUAAACAAGUUUCCAUCCUCUGCAAUUACAAAGCCAUAGACAUGCCCGCGCAUCAAACAUACGGCGGUAGCUGGAAGUUUCUUACGUUCAUAGAUUUGGUCAUUCAGGCGGUGUUCUUUGGAGUGUGUGUCCUGACUGACCUCUCAAGCCUUUUGACAAAAGGCAGUGCCAGUAUGGAGCAAAAGAGACAGUUGAGGAAGCUGAUUAGCUUAAGAGACUGGAUGAUGGCUGUUCUGGCCUUUCCUGUUGGUGCGUUUGUGGUGACUAUGUUCUGGACGCUUUACGUGUAUGACAGAGAUUUGGUAUAUCCAAGACUCCUGGACAGCUUUAUACCUCAGUGGCUAAACCAUGGCAUGCACACAACAGUUCUUCCUUUUAUCAUAAUUGAGAUGAGAACAACACACCAUCGAUAUCCCAGCAGGACCUGUGGACUCUUCGCGGUGUGCAUGUUUGCUGUGGGAUAUGUUGUAUGGAUGUGCUGGGUGCACAGCAUGACGGGGGUGUGGGUUUAUCCCUUGCUGGAGCACAUCGGGCCCAUGGCCAGAAUUCUCUUCUUCGUCUGCCUCAUGGCUCUGAUCAGUGUCUACUACGUCUUGGGAGAAAUCCUGAACAACUACAUCUGGGAUUCCUCAAAGAGCACUCUGGAAUCAGACAAGACCAAAACUGACUGAAGACCACCACAAAUGUUACCCUGCCUCUUUUCUCUUCUUCUGAAUUCAAAUCAGUUUGACUUUGGAGUUCAAACCAAUAUUAUAUAUUUAUCUCGGUCUCCUGAGACAUUUAUCUCAUCCUCAUUACUGCCCCUUAAUUUAAAAAAAAGCACAGACUUGUAUUGGCUUGAACAUGAAAUUGAAUAAUUCAUGUUUUUAAUUAAUGGUAUGAAUGUUGCAGUAUUUCAGAGAACCUCAAGCAUUGUGUGAGCAUUGAAUGAUCUGUACUGCACACAUGCUGUAUUCGUGUGUCCAGUUUAACAAACCACAUUACAUAUAUAACUCACAUCAGGUAUUAUUUAUUUACAGAGGGAUGAUUUAUGAGGUAAUUUGUCAUUCUUUGCCCCUGUAAAACAAAUAAGCAACACCUUUAUAUACACAGUAGCAUAUGGCAAACGACAAUGAGCACAAGAUAAUUCGCUUAGAUGAGUUGUUUAUGGUGUUACUAAAGCCAUAAAAGUUUUUGAUUAAGAUGAGCAGAUAUUACCGCGAGAGAAACUGACCUUUCCCUACUUGGUAACACUUUAGAAGAAGCUCUCAUACGUUAACAUUAGCUAACACAAACUAACAAUGAACAAUAGUUUUUAAAGCAUUUAGUUAAUAAAA